Molecule: messenger RNA, 1929 nt
Organism: Bemisia tabaci
Lineage: Eukaryota; Metazoa; Arthropoda; Insecta; Hemiptera; Aleyrodidae
Source: RefSeq, a predicted model, not a curated record
UCAAUUCUGGCUUCUGUCAACGAGCAUUCCAUCCUCAAUUCCACACUGCCAAGAAAAGUAUCUGUUAUCUGUACUGUAACGUGAUUGUAUCUCAUAUCAGAUCGCCUGACAGCUUCUUUAUCGUUGUUACUUUUUCUAUUCACAGAAGCUGGAAAUUCUCAUCAUUCUCGAUGAUUUGGCGUCCCGUAUUUCAACAUUGCCUUCAGUUUUCCAGCUCACAUUUCACUCGCCAGACUCGCCUUUCUUCCCUGAAUCAACUCAUCCCUCGCGUAUUCAACACGACAGUCUGACUGCAGGGGAACUUAACGAGUCAUGGAGGGUGGCAUGACAAUGGAUGAGCUGAAUAAGAAGCUCAAUUCCAGCCUAUACACAAUCAACCGCAAUGGAAAGAUUUGCAACGCUAAGACCAUUCUGCUCCCGAAAUCCUGUCACGCGGUGUUGAUGCGAUACAAUGGUGCUCUAGUCAAAAAAAUUGAAGCAUUCUCCAAAACUAGAAUAAAUUUUCCAUCUUUGAGGGAUAAAGGAAAUCAAGUAGAAGUUAUUGGUAGAUCGAACGAUGUUCGGUCAGUUUUGGAAUUGUUUUUUGAUAUAGUCUCUGGAUCAGCAGAUCUUCUCAUGCAAGGAGUCCCUUCAACAAUUGCCAUUUCGGAAGAAGAGAUUGAAAAUCUGGUUGAUUCUUUUUGCACUUCUAUCUCAGUGGGCGGAAGGUCAGAGGACCCUGAAGAAAGCGAACAUGAGGAUGAUGAAGAUGAUGAUUAUUGCACUUAUUCUGAUGAGUCUGCUGAAGAAGAAGAAGAAGAUGACAACGAUGAUGAUUAUGAUGAUGAUAAUGAUGAUGAUGAUGAUGAUGAUCACAUCCAUUAUCAUGAUGAUGAUUUGCUUGGUCUCUCUGAUUAUACCAGCGAGUCUGAAUCAACUGAUGAUGUGUCCGAUGAUGAUACUGGAAUGGCCGAUUUUCAACAUAAAAUAGCGGAUUUUUUCAACAAACAAUUCUCCGGUAAUGCUAAUGAGAGACAUAAAGAAAUUUCGGAACACUUCUCAACACCCCUUACUAAAGCCGAGAAAGAUGCUCAUAAGAAAACAGCAAAAAUUGCCGCACAAUCUACAAAUUUGUUCGAAAAAAUGGCAACUAAAUCAAAAGGAAAGAAAAGUGAUGUGCUUGGAGACUUCAAUAAAAUCUUUCAAAAUGCCAUUGAAAGUCAACUGUCAACUCAGAUGAAGGUCAAUGCUGAAAAUUUUGGAGUAUUUGCGAAACCUACCAGAAAACCUGCUAAAAGUUCCAAUGUGUCAAGUCAAAAAGAAUCAAAAGUCUCAGGUAUAAUAGCUCAGAAAAUUGCCCAAGCCAUUUCAGAAAAGGAAUCUGGUAAAGAAUCAAAAGAUGAAUCCAAAGGCAGUGCACCAAAUACCAGUUCAAAAGCAGGAUCAAAACAAGUCGCAAAUAAAGGUGCCAGUGUCGACCCAGGACAAAGUAAAAGUAAGAAGAAAUCAAGAAAAAGGGCUGAUACAGUGUCAAGCUGUCAGUCAGAUCCGUCCAGCGAUACUGUCCCCCUUGAAAAUUCUCAAGUAUCAAACCUCAAGAAGAGGCUUAGAACAAACUCGGAUCAAAAUUCAGACGACACUGAUACCAAGAAUGAGCCGCCUAAUUAUUUGAAGAAUGGAUCAAAUGCUCUGAUUGCUAACAAUUUCUUGAAAGCCAUCCAGAAUUUGAAAGCGGCAAAGGAUGUUUCAAAAAAUGUUUCUCAGGCUGCAUGUUCCCCUGCAAUGGAUGCGGUUGUUUUCACUUACACCUUGUGCGCUGCCUACAUCAAAUCAGGCACUUAUGAUAAUCUAGUUUUAGCCAUCAAUGAACUGAAUUCCAUCCCAUAUACGCAAAUACGUCCAAUUUGCAUUGCAUACUCACUUGAUUCCACUGCGACGGUGAUAAGAUGA